This is a messenger RNA of Tribolium castaneum (red flour beetle), 1098 nucleotides long. RefSeq lists its product as uncharacterized. Lineage: Eukaryota; Metazoa; Arthropoda; Insecta; Coleoptera; Tenebrionidae. The transcript is spliced from 4 exons. The coding region runs from base 44 to 1069 and encodes 341 amino acids. The record is from RefSeq and is a predicted model, not a curated record.
GGAAUCUGCUUGGUUGUGGUUCCGAGCUUUAAGGUUAUGUAAAAUGUCAAAAGCUGAGCUUUUGCAACAAUACAAAAACGAUGUAAAUAAUCUACGGAAAUGUGCCAAAGAACUAAGUUUCAGUGAUAAAGAGAUAACGCAAAUUUUCAAGCAAUGUUUUAAACAAUUAGACCAAGAGAAUCCAAGCUCAAAUGAAACCCACAAGUAUUUUUCAACAGCCGUCAAAAUAUUUUUCGUAUCCACAUUUUUGUCGAUUUGUGUUUACGUUUUAUUAAAUGUACAUCAACCGACUUCCAGUAUUGUGCUUCGAAAUGUCCAGGGUCUGAUUUAUCCUGGAUUAAAAGUAUUGCGUUUUUUGUCAGUUCCAGUAAUCAGGCGGUUUCCUGCCCUCACAGGAUUGUACGAUGAGAGCUGUUUGGUUGAAAACCCGUAUUUUUAUGUGUCUGACAUGGAGUGUUGGCCAUGUGAAAAUGUGCACUCGGUUGUUGAUUUAACUGGGUUUGAUAACUACAGUUUGCACCAAUCUGGGGCGCCUUACGUAGUCAAAACACAGCAAAAAGAAGUUUUCUUUGAAACCCUCAAAGACCUGUACACAAGUCACAAAAAUACGUUUGAUGAUGAGGCCGAUAAAAUUAAAUCAACUAACUCUUCCAUCACUAAUUUACAAGAACUGUUCAGUAUUGGUGUUGAGUCUUCCACUCAUGUUUCUUGGAGAAUUAAUAAAAUGGCCCCAGGAAGGUUAAUAAGGACUUUAUUUCCGAGACCUUACAUAAUUUCUGAAUGGUCUGGACAGAGUAUAGAGCGUUAUGUUAUGAUCGAUGGCCCCAAAGCCGACCCUUACGUACUACCUAACCCUGAAUGUAGCUACGUAAUCAUAACACAAGGGACAGGUGAACGCACCAUAAUCCUCAAACCCUCCAGAGAAUGUGGAGAUGUCUGUAGAACAGUUUCAGUAAUACUGAAACCUUCCUACGUUUUAUGGUACAAUUGGUGGUACUGGCGCCCGAUUAGUCUUCCGUCAGAAACCUCAUCUGAAGUUUCCGUGAGUUACGUCAGCUCGUAUUGUUAACAGACUGAAUAAUAAAUUAUUUUAACAAA